This is a messenger RNA of Cornus florida, 756 nucleotides long. Its product is annotated as protein yippee-like At5g53940. The transcript has 5 exons. NCBI's taxonomy places the organism in Eukaryota, Viridiplantae, Streptophyta, Magnoliopsida, Cornales, Cornaceae. The coding region runs from base 148 to 531 and encodes 127 amino acids. The record is from RefSeq and is a predicted model, not a curated record. Gene Ontology annotation, cellular component: ubiquitin ligase complex.
GAAGGUGGGCGGUGUCCUUGUGAUGUCAUCUAAUUCUCUCUCUCUAACGCGCAGACUUUCCAACACAGUCUCUGGAUAGUUAUAUCAAUUAGGGUUUGCUGUGAAUGAAUCAUUAGUCAGUGAAUUUUAAAGGAGAGAGAGAGAGAGAUGGGAAGGAUAUUCGUGGUGGAACUGGAGGGUAAGGCUUACAGAUGCAAGUUCUGCAAAACUCAUUUAGCCCUCUCGGGCGAACUUGUUUCCCGGGCUUUUCAUGGUCGUCAGGGAAAAGCAUAUCUCUUCAAUAGCGCGGUGAAUUUCACUGUUGGACCUCAAGAGCAGAGGAUGAUGCUUUCUGGAAUGCACACUGUAGCAGAUAUUUUCUGCUGCUGUUGCGGACAAAUUGUUGGUUGGAAAUAUGAAGCUGCACAUGAGAAGAGCCAGAAGUACAAAGAAGGCAAGUUUGUCCUUGAAAGAGAGAGGAUCAUCGAUGGACUCGACACCGAAUUCUAUAUCGACACCCACCCUACCAUGAGCGAUGCCGAAGAUCUCUAACUUUUCUCUCACUUUGUAUUAAUAGAAUGUAUUCCAUAUUUUGAUGUCGAGAAUGGAUGCAGUCCUUUCGAAGAUGUAAAAGCUGUUUUCUGGUUCUUCAAUUUCAGACUGCUAAAACUGCUAUGUUGAUUUUAUGAGCAGUUGAACCUGCUUUGAGAUUACCUUUGUUUUUUUUGUUUGUUUGAAUGCUUUGACAUUUUCUUCACGUUGUGAAGGAAAAUCCCA